Telopea speciosissima is the source of this 1051-nucleotide messenger RNA. RefSeq lists its product as uncharacterized. NCBI's taxonomy places the organism in Eukaryota, Viridiplantae, Streptophyta, Magnoliopsida, Proteales, Proteaceae. The transcript has 9 exons. The coding region runs from base 41 to 952 and encodes 303 amino acids. The record is from RefSeq and is a predicted model, not a curated record.
GAUAGCCAUCAAUUAAACUAAACUGAGAAGAGACUUAAAAAUGGCUUUUGUCACUCUCAAUUUCCGUUCCCUCGUCAUCAAUUUCUCUUCCGCUCCAGCCAUCGUCUUUAACCGGAAUUCCUAUCCAAUUCCUCACACGCUUCAUCUCAAACGUUUCCAGAAGAAAUCCCGCCAAAAUAGACCCCUAACCGUCUCAUUUGCACUUGCAGAAUCAGAAUCUCCAGGGUCACUCAAUGCCCAAUCUCUCCUCCAAGAACUCGCCGAUAGUUUUGUUCUUCCACCUGAUUACUUGGCACAGCUCCCGGACGAUCUUCGUAUCGACCUGAAUGAUGCUGCUUUCGAUCUUUCCAAUGGACCUGUUCUUGAUGAGUGUGGUCAAGAGCUGGGAGAGAUAUUGCUGAACCUAUCUCGAUCAUGGGAACUAGCUGAUACAUCAACAUCAUGUAGUAUAGUGAGCAAGCUUCCUUCUUUGGAGGCCUCCUUGACAAACAAUGCCAAAUCAGCAUUUGGCAAGCGUUUGGUAUCUGCUGGCAGGAGAUUUCAAUCUAUGGGACAGUAUGGUCAAGGCGAGCUUCAAAGGAUAGCCAAAGUAAUGAUUAAGACUGGAAGGCUACUGUCUGCCAACCCAAUGACUACUACGGAUGAACAACCCAAACAAGAAAGUAGGAUGUUCAAGUUUGGAGAACUACAGGUUGAAUUAACUUCAAACGGUGCCAAUAUUGGAGCAGCAAUUGGUUUUGCUUUUGGGAUUCUCUCAUGGGAAUUAAGCCAAGGUAUUCAAAGCAUACCAGAGAGCUCUCUGCAGUAUGCAAAUGAUAAUGCGUUACUACUAGCUAAGUCACUGAGGGGCGCCCUACUUGCAAUUUGUUAUUCAUCCACUCUCUUGUCCGCCUUUGCUUCUGUGGGACUCAUCUUACUCGGAAUACAGCUAAAGUCGAAAGAGCAGCAGUGAACUCUUAAGAUCUAUCAGCCUUUCCUUUGCUUAUGUUUGACAAUGUAUUUACUUAAUUUGUGUAUCUAGAAGCAAUCAAGGAAAGUUAAAUUGCAAUCA